Messenger RNA from Coprinopsis cinerea okayama7#130, 636 nucleotides. RefSeq lists its product as hypothetical. The record is from RefSeq and is a predicted model, not a curated record. The transcript has 8 exons. NCBI's taxonomy places the organism in Eukaryota, Fungi, Basidiomycota, Agaricomycetes, Agaricales, Psathyrellaceae. Bases 1 to 636 code for a protein of 211 amino acids.
AUGUCUGAUGUAGUUGCAUUCGAAGGUAUUGCUUAUCUCUUCUUUAUUCGAAGGACCUGCAUUACUUUCUUGAUUAUCACUCAGCUCAGCUUCAUCGCUGGAAUCGUCGCCUCUGAAGCCAUACUCUUUACCACAAUAAUCGCACUCCUUGGAGCCAAGUUGGUCUACACUACUCUCGUAUGGGGCUUUGUUGUGGUAUGCGUAGCGAUCGUCCUUGUCUUCAGCGGCCUGUAUCUAAAGUCGGUCGCGUGUGUUCCAUCCCCCUGGCCAUCAGUCAUAGCCCGGUGCUGGUUCGAAAACUCCCCGCCCAGUUAUGCAUUAUACCUUCCCCGAACCUUCUACAUUCUCUUAAUCGCCGAGGUGGUUGCGACUGCAGUUGCCAUUACUGUCGGAGUUAGGAAGCACUGGCGAGAGGGAAGUAGGAUAGCCGUCGUCUUAUACCGGCACGGAAUGAUCUACUAUAUCGCAUUGCUUGGGUGCACAAUCAUUAACAUGGUCACCAAUGCCCCGCUCCACGUCAGCCCAAUUUCAGAGAUCCAUGCUUGCGAUACUCGCAAGCAGACUCUUGAUCCACACCCAAAAGUAGGUACAACGGUUACACUCUACCUCAGCCGCAACGGGGAUGUCCGAGCUUAA